CUCUAUAAAAUGCCAAUGCCCGCCUCCAGUUGCUUUUUCCUUCUCCCACCUUCAGACAGAAUUGAUCAUGGCAACAGCUGGUAAGGUCAUCAAAUGCAAGGCGGCCGUAGCCUGGGAGCCGGCCAAACCCCUGAGCAUCGAGGAGAUCGAGGUGGCACCACCAGAGGCCCAUGAAGUUCGCAUAAAGGUCAUCGCUACGGGGGUCUGUCACACUGACCUGUACUUCCUGUAUGAAGGUGGACCAAAAGGGGGAUUCCCAGCAGUUCUGGGACAUGAAGGUGCUGGCAUCGUGGAGAGCGUUGGACCGGGAGUCACCAAAUUCAAACCUGGUGACCAUGUCAUCCCUCUUUUUGUUUCCCAGUGUGGAGAAUGCAAGUUCUGCGUGAACCCCAAAACCAACCUAUGUGAGAAGAGCUGGUCUGACGAGCGAUACGACGUCAUGUCUGACCCCAUCACCCGCUUCUCCUGCAAGGGCAAGCCCAUCCUUCAGUUCAUGGGGACAAGCACUUUCUCCGAGUACACCGUCGUCCAGGAGAUCGCCGUCACCAAGAUCAGCGACGCAGCUCCUCUUGAUAAAGUCUGCCUGUUGGGUUGUGGCAUUUCUACUGGAUACGGAGCUGCCCUCAACACGGCCAAGGUUGAACCAGGCUCUACCUGUGCCGUGUUUGGCCUUGGUGCCGUGGGCCUGGCGGCCGUCAUGGGCUGCAAGGUGGCAGGGGCAUCUCGGAUCAUUGCAGUUGACGUCAACAAGGACAAGUUCAACAUAGCAAAGGUUUUUGGAGCGACGGAGUUUGUCAACCCCAAGGAUUACGACAAGCCCAUCCAGCAGGUGCUGAGUGAGAUGACCAAUGGAGGGGUGGACUUCUCCUUUGAGUGUGUCGGCAACGUUCAGGUUAUGAGAAAUGCCCUUGAAUCGUGUCACAAAGGCUGGGGGACGGGGAUCAUUGUGGGCUGGACGGAUGUGGCAGAUGUUUCCACAAGACCCCUACAACUCAUCGCUGGCCGCACCUGGAAGGGGACGUUUUUUGGAGGGUGGAAAAGUGUGGAGAGCGUCCCUAAGCUGGUCUUAGACUACAUGGCAAAGAAGAUCAAGCUGGAUGAGUUCAUCACACACAACCUCACCUUGGACAAAAUCAACGAGGCCUUCACCCUGAUGACUGCUGGGAAAAGCAUUCGCACAGUGGUGAAGAUGUAGAAGCCACAGCCCGACGAGGAGCAGCUCCCGCCCCGGUGGACAUGCCUGGUGGCUUCUGCUCCUGCCUGAAGAUCUGACUUUUUAAAAGUCAGAAAUGAGAAAAGAAAAUCUCGAAAGGCCUGGCUGUGUGUCGUGCAUCUCAGUCGUGAAAUAAACUGGCUGCUUCCCACA
Messenger RNA from Polypterus senegalus (gray bichir), 1366 nucleotides. RefSeq names its product alcohol dehydrogenase class-3-like. The record is from RefSeq and is a predicted model, not a curated record. Gene Ontology annotation, molecular function: S-(hydroxymethyl)glutathione dehydrogenase [NAD(P)+] activity; zinc ion binding. The transcript is spliced from 9 exons. Gene Ontology annotation, cellular component: cytosol. Gene Ontology annotation, biological process: formaldehyde catabolic process. Lineage: Eukaryota; Metazoa; Chordata; Cladistia; Polypteriformes; Polypteridae. Bases 68 to 1195 code for a protein of 375 amino acids.